Molecule: messenger RNA, 711 nt
Organism: Macrosiphum euphorbiae (potato aphid)
Lineage: Eukaryota; Metazoa; Arthropoda; Insecta; Hemiptera; Aphididae
Source: the annotation of a GenBank genome assembly
AUGUGGCACAAACUUAUGCGAGCUAGGAAAGAACUAGUACUAAAUAAUAACUCGUAUCCUGGAGAGACAUUUACAGAAAUGGAUAUUAUUUCAAAUUUAAUAUUAAUGUAUAUUGGUGGCGCAGAGCCGGUAUCUGAUACGUUGGGUUUUUGUUUACACGAUUUAGCGAUGAACAAAUAUGUACAAGACAAAUUGCGUGAACAUAUUAAGGAGAAGAGAGAAAAACACGGUGGUGAAUUUACCAACGAUUAUUUGAUGGAUCUCCAUUACGCCGACAUGGUUUUAUCAGAAACAUUGCGCAAACACAACGGGUCAAUUACCUUAUUAAGAAUAGCUACUAAGACAUACCAUGUACCGGACUCAACAUUAGUUAUCAAAAAAGGCCAAAAAAUAAUAAUACCUACUUACAGCAUUCAUCGUGAUCCAAAAUAUUAUACUAAUCCGGAUGUUUUUGAUCCGGAAAGGUAUUCUCCAGAAGAAAAAUCAAAACGACCUAGUGGAAGUGAUUUAUUGUUUGGGGAUGGACCUCGUUUUUGUAUAGGUAAACGUUUGGCUGAAUUGGAGAUGAAAUUAGGUCUGUCAGAAAUAAUUUCGAAAUUUGAGGUUUUACCGUGUGAAAAAACUGAAAAUCCUGUUCAAUUGGCAAAUGCUGGAGGUGCUAUUAGACCAAAGUAUGGAAUUUGGUUGAGGCUGAAACCGAUCGUAGUUUAA